Molecule: messenger RNA, 1254 nt
Organism: Zea mays
Lineage: Eukaryota; Viridiplantae; Streptophyta; Magnoliopsida; Poales; Poaceae
Source: the annotation of a RefSeq genome assembly
AUGGUGAGUGAUGAAAAAACAGCUCGACUAACCCGUGUAAUAAACAAGUUACAGAGUGUGCCAUAUCAAAUAAAUACAAAAUUAUUAUGUCAUUUGGUAAAAUGUAAGGAUAUAUACCAUGCAUCAGGGCUUCUCAUGCCUAGCAUUCUUGCUUCUAUUGAUAGAACGGAGGGGACUGUAAGACUAAAACAUCAUUACUUGAAUGACAAAGAAAUGAAAAAAUAUUUUUCUUUAAAAGACUUGAUCAACAUUUGGAUAAAAAACAUUCAGUCUGCCUGCUACGAGCAAUACAUUUUAAAACUAGCUGAUGCUUUACAAAAUUACAAUUUGUAUUUCCCAACGUUUUUGGACUUUAGGGGACGAAAUUACCGAUAUGGUCCUUUUCAUUACCACGAACGAGAUCUUGUUAGAUCUCUCAUACUCUUUGCGCAAAGUGGGGUGACAGAUACACCCCCAGAUAAAGGUAGUCAGGGCAUACGAACCUUUAUGGCUUCAACAGCUUUCCAUUAUUCCAAAUAUUGGAAGAAUUAUAAUGAAGGUAUAAUAUGGUUUAUUAAAAAUAUACAUGAGUGUCCUGACUUAAAUAGUAAUAAGGCUGAUAUCGUGCUAGACAGAUUGGCUAAUCUAGCACGUAAGGCUAGACACCCAUUUCAGUUUCUCUCGAGUGUUAUUACACUAAAAAACCGUGACUCUGAUAAGAUUGCUAGAACACCAAUUCACCUGGACGCAUCAGCAAGUGCAUAUCAAAUGUUGAGUUAUUUACUGGGUAAUAUUACCAUGGCUAGAAAUACUAAUCUUAUAAGUGAGAAUAAUAAAAUAAAUAAUAUUUAUGAAAUUAUUGACUCUGAUUUUAAGAAAUAUAUUGAACGGAAAUACGGUGAACAUAUUAUCACCAGAUAUGUGUGUAGCUUAUUUGAUCGUGAUAUCAUCAAAAAUAUCUUUAUGCCUAUUGUGUAUGGGAAAUCCAAAUUUAGCACAGCUAUUGAUCUGCUGGGAAAGAUUGGUAGUUAUAUGGUAGUAGAAGAUUUAAAAACUAUUAUUAAAGAAUGUUACAAUUUCUGGGAAUCUGAAUAUAAAGAUAUGAGGAACCUCAUGCAUUUGGUUGCAAGUAUUAGCUGGGUUAGUGGUUUUAUCAAUAAACCAGUUAUAUAUUCCACAGAAUACUGGAUUACAGUCCAAGAUUAUAUAAUCAUGGAACCUGUCAAAAUAACUGUUAAAUACCAAACCCAUGGCAUGGUUCUAAUCCUAAAAUGA